Messenger RNA from Camelina sativa (false flax), 401 nucleotides. The record is from RefSeq and is a predicted model, not a curated record. Lineage: Eukaryota; Viridiplantae; Streptophyta; Magnoliopsida; Brassicales; Brassicaceae.
CUGGAGAAGCUGAUGACUAUGAGAGAGAGUCAGUAACUGCAAGUGAUCCACUCCGUGUUGCUGUCUCAGUGGAAUCACUCAUGUUUGAGAAAUUGGGUCGCUCAACUGGAGCUCAGAAGCUCAAGUACAGAUCUAUAAUGUUCAACCUGAGGGACAGUAACAACCCAGACUUAAGAAGAAGGGUUCUCACCGGGGAGAUUUCACCAGAGAAACUCAUCACAUUGUCAGCUGAAGAAAUGGCAAGCGACAAGAGGAAACAAGAAAACAACCAGAUCAAAGAGAAAUACCUGUUUGAUUGUGAGCGUGGUCUUGCAGCAAAAGCAUCUACUGACCAGUUCAAGUGCGGGCGGUGUGGUCAGCGCAAAUGCACCUACUAUCAGAUGCAAACAAGAAGUGCUGAU